This is a messenger RNA of Salvelinus sp. IW2-2015, 7005 nucleotides long. RefSeq names its product formin-like. Gene Ontology annotation, biological process: actin nucleation. NCBI's taxonomy places the organism in Eukaryota, Metazoa, Chordata, Actinopteri, Salmoniformes, Salmonidae. Gene Ontology annotation, cellular component: nucleus; cytoplasm; endoplasmic reticulum membrane. The record is from RefSeq and is a predicted model, not a curated record. Gene Ontology annotation, molecular function: microtubule binding.
GCGGGGGGAGGCGGGGCCAGACCGGAUAGACCAGUGUGCCGCAUUCCUUUCCAACCUGGAGGCUUUUCUCAGGAACACAGAGAUCUUCUGUACACAUAUACACACAGGGAGAGAGGGGAAAGAACCAUGCCAGGAGGGCAACUCGGACAGUAGCUCUGACUCAGGUCUCUGUAUCUACACAUAUAGUAGGAGAGGAGUAUUGGAACCUUCCGGGCCAAAUUCAAAUAACUUGUUCCGUUGUUUUCCUGAGAAACUGAGAAUUUGUUUCUCCUUGAUUCCCAGGGAGAUUAUUCCGGGACAUGCUUCCUGCCUCUGAACAGUUUGACUUGACCGGGCACGUCAUUGGAAUUCUGCUCUACAAAACUGGAAGUUCUGGAACUCUGGAAAAUGCAGAGUAGAGGCUGUUUGUGAUUGAAGAAAGUUGUCUAUUCACAGCACAGCAAGGUUUUGUGUUGCCAAACGGGAUUACAGGAUAGCAGGGGUUAUAGCUGGAGCCCUCCUGGAGAGGGUAAGAAGAGCUAGGGGAUUUGUCCUCACAAAGGCCUUUUGUUCAUUGGAACCAGUAGAAGUGGACACAGUUUGGCAGGUUAGACAGCUGGAGGUGUAGAGAUGAGCCUUUUGUGACACUCUGAAUGGACACACUGUACUGGGGUAGCCUUUCUACCUGGCUGGCUGACUACAUUUUAGUAAUUUAGUAGACACUCUUAUCCAGAGCGACUUUAAAUACCUUGCGCAAGGGGCAAAUCAACAGAUUUUUCACCUAGUCGGCUCAGGGAAUCGAACCAGCAACCUUUUGGUUACUGGCCCAACGCUCUUAACGCUAGGCUACCUGCCGACCCAGAGUUCACUGCCCGAAGUACAUGCUACAGUGCAGUUAAGGGCUCUGUGAAAAUGGACAGUGUAAGUAAUAACUCUGAGGGUCAGGGGAAGCAGCAAUCCAAUUUGUUCCGCAAUAAGAAAUCCACUAUGUUUACACGUGGGGACAAGACUGAGCCUCAGAGGCUGGCGGGAGAGACUGCGGUGCUGACGGCUUUCAGGACCCUGUCUGAUGAAGAGAACGAUCUCACAGGGGUCAGUGAUCAAAGUGCCCUGGAUGUUAUCAGUGAUGUGAGGGGUAUGAGUGUGGUACUUCAUAACAGAGAGGCCACCUUCCUUUAUACUGAGGACAGGAUUGAAUCAUGGGAGAAUGAGUCCAGUAGCUUUGUGACCUCUCCUAACGCAGGCCAGGUGUCUGUUUCCACGGCCGACCCAGGUCUGGUCCAGGUUACAAUGGUGGAGAUCUGUAGCGACACAGAGAUGGAAGAUGAGGAGGGGAUCAGCAGCCUCAGCCAAUCGGACAAGCAUGACGCCCCUGGAAUGUUCUUCCCACCUGACAAUGACCAGUGGGCAGUGGCAGUGUUCGAUGAUAACAAGGGUCAGCUGCCACCCGUUGGCCCAGUGAGAGGUGCCAUUGAGACAGACUUAAAGCUGCCUGUGUUUAAGCCACAUAGUCUUGUGGAGGGAUCCCUCAAAGACACCUCUGUUCUGUACUCUGCGAGGUUUAUGGGCAGAUCUAACAGUGGGACAGAUCUUGGACUGCUCUCCUCUGUCUCCAAAACACAAGUGCCUGGAGACGGCUGCAGCACCGACCUCUACACUGAUCCCAGGCCUGUGGAGGUGGGUGUGGAUGCAGCAGCCAUGGGUACCAAGGGGUCCAGCCAUCAUCACCACAAAGUAGCCAAAGGCGUCAGCACCAGCCAGGAAGUAUUGGGCCUUACUGACAUGUGUGCUGGAGACAACUCUGCAGUGGCUUCACUUCUUAACUUGUCUCGUACCUCUGAACCACAGAAAUCAGAGCAUGCAGCAGAUGACACUGCCUUGCAGUCAGGACAGCCAGAGGACCAAGAUUCUGGACAGAGGAGGGAGAUUUUGGGGGAAAACACUGGAACUGAGGAGCAUAAAGAUCAUGUCCACUGCCUGGACUCCCCCUCCACCCUCUCUGAGUCAAAGCCACCUGAAGCAGCAGAGACAUCUUCUCGUAGCCUGGAGAAGCAGCCUGACACUGAAGUAAGAAAAGGUAUUUUAAGGACUGGUCUGGCCGUGUCGCGUGUUCCUGGAGAGUCCCCAACUGACAGCCAGCCAAGUGCCACUCCUGUCUCUGUCUCACCCAGGGGCCAAGGCGACAUGCCUGUCAAAAGGAGGCCUGACACAGACUCACCCUCCGCCUCCCCCUCCAGUGGAACAGUCUCCUCCCAUGCCCCCUCCUUCCAGCUGCCUGCCCUGUUCAGUGGACUGCGGGUUCUGAAGAAAGGGGCUGUGGGGGAGGAGAGGGAGACCGUGUCUGAGAUCAAACAGAGAGAUGCUGACCUGGCCCUUCUGAGCCUGAAGAAGACCGUCAACAAAGCCAAUAACUUCCCUGAGCAGAUCACCUCCAGUAGCCGCACCCCCAAAAAACGUCCCGAGCCCAAACAUGUGUCUGAGACCAAGGGUCAUCUCCUGGGGCAGCUCAACCAGCUGCUCAACCUUGACGGGACCAAGGCCGAGGACAAGCCGGACCCACUGCUAGAGCUCAGAGACAGGGAGCCUGAGAGGGGGGAGGAGGGGGCGACAGACCAGGGUCCAGAGCUGAUCCCCACCACCCCACCAGCAGACAACAGGAAAGCCUCAGACACAACAUUAAACACUUUUAAGAGUCUCUUCAGCUCCAAACCUGCUAAAAGGGAUACAGCGGAUCCUGUGGAUUUAGAGGCUGUCAAGAAAAAAAAUAAAAGUGAGAAGGAGCUGCUGAAAUCCAUCUUUGAGAGAACCUCCAAGUCUCCCAGCAGUGAGCAAAAAUGUCCAGCGGAGUCUAAAUCUGAGAUCACCUCCCCUACAGACAGUGAGGACCGGACCCCCGGGCGGCUCCAGGCCAUCUGGCCCCCGCCCAAGCCCAAGGAUGAGGAGGAGAAGGUGGGGCUCAGGUACACCGAGGCAGAGCACCAGGCUGCCCUCUUACAGCUGAAGAGAGAAUGCAAAGAGGAGGUGGAGAAAGUACAUGCAGACUUUGAGCUCCAGAUCUUCCAGGUGCGAGGGGAGCAUGCUGUCGCCAUGUCCCAUCUGGAGGGAGUCAUCUGCAUGAUGCAGACAGACCGUCAACAGGCCUUCAGCCUGGGCCACGAGAGGGGCGAGCUCCGUGAGGCCUGCGUGUCCACCGAGGACGACCUGCCUCCCAAAACUUUUCGGAAUGUCUGCAUCCAGACAGACAGGGAGACCUUCCUCAGGACCCCCGAGGGUGAGGCCAGCCGGUCCGGUCUCAGCCCCAGCCAGAACGUGCCUAAGAAACUCAACCUGAGUCUGCAUGGAGGAGCAUCAGGACUCCCCGGCCCAGCUCCCCCGCCCCCUCCUCCCCUCCCUGGCCAAUCAGGACCGCCUCCACCUCCUCCUCCUCCACCUCCACCUCCCCCUCCCCCGUUACCUGGCAACAUGGGGCCACCGCCUCCACCCCUCUCCAGGUUUUGGUCCCCCCUUUCCCCUCCCCCUCCUCCGGGGUUACCUGGAGCUGGCCCUCCCCUUCCUCCCCCUCCACCUGGGUGUGGCCCACCCCCUCCUCCUGGGGGUGGAUUAUUUGGGUUUGGGUUCGGCCAGGCAGCAGAGAAGGCCCCAAGGAAACCUGCGUUGGAACCUGCUACUCCCAUGAAGCCUCUAUACUGGACGAGGAUACAGAUCCAAGACAAUAAUAAUAAUACACUGUGGGGUUCUCUGGAGGAGCCAGACAUCGUAGACACCAAGGAGUUUGAGGACCUGUUCUCCAAGGCCACUCUGCAGCCAAAGAAGAAGCCCCUUUCAGACACCUAUGAGAAGAAGGCCAAGACUAAGAAGAUUAUCAAGCUGCUGGAUGGGAAACGUUCCCAAGCAGUCGGCAUCCUCAUCUCAAGUCUACACCUUGAAAUGAAGGACAUUCAGAAAGCUGUUUUGAGUGUAGAUAACUCUGUGGUGGACUUGGAGACCAUCGAGGCUUUAUAUGAAAAUAGGGCCACGAAUGACGAGCUGGAGAAGAUAAGAACACACUAUGAGACGUCCAAGGAGGACGAGGUGAAGCUACUGGACAAGCCUGAACAGUUCUUGUAUGAACUCUCCCAGAUUCCAGACUUCUCUGGCCGGUCCCACUGCAUCAUAUUCCAGUCUGUAUUCCUUGACUGCAUAUCUUCCAUCCACCGCAAAGUAGAAAUAGUCUCCACCGUGAGCAAAGAUCUGCUGGACUGUAGAAGUGUGAAGGAUGUGAUGGGGCUGGUCCUAGCCUUUGGGAACUACAUGAAUGGAGGCAACAGGACACGGGGUCAGGCUGAUGGCUUUGGCCUGGAGAUCCUGCCCAAACUGAAGGACGUCAAGAGCAGGGACAAUCGUAUCAGUCUGGUGGAUUACGUAGUUGCAUACUAUCUGCGCAAUUUUGACGAGCACGCAGGAACAGACAAGAGUAUAUUCCCACUGCCUGAGCCACAGGAUUUCUUCUUGGCCGCUCAGGUCAAGUUUGAAGACCUCACAAAGGACAUGAGGAAGCUGGGGAGAGACCUGACUGUGUGUGAAAAGGCUGUUCAGAAGGUGUGUGCUAGCUCCUCUGAGAAGGACCUCCAGCCCUUCAAGGAGAAAAUGGAGGCCUUCGUCUCGACCGCUCAAAAGGACCACACUGCUGAGGAUGACAGGCUCAAUGCAGCACAGAAAAGCUUCCUGGACAUGGUGGGCUACUUUGGGCUCAAGCCAAAGUCUGGGGAGAAGGAGGUGGCCCCUGGUUACGUCUUCAUGCUCUGGUAUGAGUUCUGCAGCGACUUCAAGAACACGUGGAAGCGGGAGUGUAAGAACAUCUCCAAGGAGAGGCUGAAGGAAGCGCAGGAGAACAUGAAAAAGAUCACUGCUGAGAACAGGGUGGAAACCAAGAAGAUCAAUGCCAACAGUCUGAAAGAGAGACUGCGUCAGAAGGAAGCCAGCGUGUCCUCCAGCUGAAGAGGAUGACCAAUGAAGGACAGAGUGGAGAGAGGAAGUGGAGAGAGAUGGCAGAUGGGGAAAGUCUGCUGGCUUCACCACUUCUCGCCUUUACCACCUGCAUCUUACCCAACAUCAUACCUCAUUUAGCCCUCCGUGCCCCCACGCUGUGGACCUCUCUACUACGGCCCCAUUCUACCAUCCCUACUGACUGGACCAUCUCCACCGCUCUCCAUGGGGCACCCCUCUUUUACCUCAACCUCGUUCCCAGGUGAGAGGCACCUUGUGUGGCUUCCAUCACUGUGUAUCCCUAGGACCACCAUCCAGACCAACACUUACACCAUGGGAAAUAGGAACCUGUCUGCCUGACACCCUGCUGUAGAUAUGCCGACUGCUAAGUCUAUGUAGGCUGCUAAGUCUACACAGAGGGUCCAUGGCUGACUAAACAGCUUACAUGAUGAGAAUCACAGGGGUCAAAGGUCAACCUCAUUCAUCCACACUGGUGUGACCUCUGAAUGGCCAGCCUGUAGAGCCUGCUCUGAGGGGUGCUGGAGGUCAGGAUAAUGAGCACUGCAGCUGACAUAUCUACAAUGCUGACCCCUGACCGCUAGGCUUCCUAGGCCUGCUGGAGCUGAGGACCUACAUUCAUUCCUCAGUCUGGGUUUCUUUAAGGACAGCAUCACACAUCCUGAUGACAUAAUCCAAUGCAUUGUAGCUAGGUUAUACAAAUACAAUAAAUACAUCAAAAAUAAAGAGGAGGCCUCAUUGUUGUUGGGCUAUGUUAACAGAUAUGGCUACCAGGUGAUGUUCAUGCAGAGAAACUAUUACGAUUGAAUGAGUAAGACAUUCAGGAGUUGUUAUUCUAACAAUGAUUCAGAAUAUGAAAGCAAUAUACAAUACUAUCAUGUAAAGAAUAGCUAUUCGUCUGCUGUGGCCCAUUUUUGAAGUGUGUCUUGUAAAUGCAUUUCAUAUGGUGUUUGUUUUCAUAUGAGCAGAGACUGAAACGUUUGACCUGAUGUAUUACGAAGAGAAUCAGUAGUCUUUAUUGGACGGAGAGUCCUGUUGAAGGCAUAGCGAUAUGGGUCCUGGUCAGAAGGUGGAAACUGGAUGUAACGGUGUUAACUUUCUCACUGCACCAGACUGACCCCUCCUGGGUGAUAGCCAGAGAAUGCCAGACCUUGGCAGCAAUGCCUUGCUCUCAUCCCCCGAGUCAGACAUCACGCUCUGAGAUGAACAAACAACCCUGCUAUAAGCUACGCUGAGAAAAGCAACAGGUCUUCUGAGUAUGGCUGCCCUGACACAUUUUUUAAGUGUAUAUGAUAGAAUCGUUAGUUGUUCCCAAUGAAUGUCGUUCAUGACAUAUGUAUGUCACAAUUCUAAGCACUUUCCUUCUUGCAUCAGCUGUAUUUAGUAGCUAAGCUACAUCCCCUGUUAUUCUCAGAAUGGUACUUAAUCAAAUGUAUUGCACUUUUUUACACCUCAGUUUAAACUCCUAUGCAAUUCUAUGGCUUGCGUGCUAUGAUAAGAACAUUUAUGAAUUAAUGUUGCAAUAAAAAUUGCAUCAUCCAUUUUGAGUUUUUAGAGAAAACCAUAUUAUAUUUAUUUAACAAAAUAUUUGUAAUUUAACUCUGGAAGAUUUAAACGUUGUCUUGGGAAACUAUAAAUGAUAGGGGAAACUAUAAAUGAUAUGAAAGAUUUAUUUUAUGCCAAAACAUGAACUGUUUUCUCUUUGAGGCUGUAUUUUUGUGUAUUAUUUGAUUCCUACCCUUAGCUUGAGGAGGAUACAUGAAUGGCUCAAUAGUCAGGUGAAAAAUGUGUUUAGUUUCAUUUGGAUGUGACAUAUUAUGUAGAGCCUUAUUCAUUUACCCCAAAUUAUCUUGUUUCAUACCUGAUCCAAACUGAUAGGGAGAGUAUAAUUUGGCUAAAUAUAUUGCCUUUUGAUUUAUUUAAAUCAAGAACAUUUUUACUUUGUUUAAAAAUAGAAACGAUUACUCAUAUCAAGCCAUGUGUAUACUUUACCCCUGUCAGAACCUAUUGAGUGUAAAAAAUAACAUCGUUGUUUCAUAAUCA